Molecule: messenger RNA, 829 nt
Organism: Salarias fasciatus (jewelled blenny)
Lineage: Eukaryota; Metazoa; Chordata; Actinopteri; Blenniiformes; Blenniidae
Gene: ube2t
Product: ubiquitin-conjugating enzyme E2T (putative)
Exons: 7
Coding region: 74-655 (193 amino acids)
Source: RefSeq, a predicted model, not a curated record
AUCACGUCAGAGACUCGGAGGGAAAAUAAAAAAGGCCGUGCGACGCUGGAAAAGUUUACAACUAAACUCCAACAUGCAGAGAGCUUCCCGUUUGAAGCGUGAGCUCCAGAUGCUGAGCACCGAGCCUCCUCCCGGGAUAACGUGCUGGCAGACCGAGGAGCGGAUAGAUGACCUCCGAGCUCAGAUCGUGGGAGGAUCAGGAACUCCUUAUGAAGGCGGACUCUUCUCUUUGGAGGUCAAGAUUCCUGAGAGGUACCCAUUUGAGCCUCCCAAAAUCCGAUUCUUGACCCCAAUCUACCAUCCAAACAUCGACAAUUCAGGACGGAUCUGCCACGAUGCUCUGAAGCUCCCGCCAAAGGGAGCCUGGAAACCGUCUCUGAACAUCUCCACUGUGCUCACUUCCAUCCAGCUGCUCAUGUCUGAGCCCAACCCAGACGACCCUCUCAUGGCUGACAUAUCAUCAGAAUUCAAAUACAACAAACAUCUGUUCACGGAGAAGGCCCGGAAGUGGACUCAAGAGCAUGCUGUUCAGAAGAACCUAGGAGUUGUGGAGAGCAACAAAGAAAAUACUUCUGAUCAGACAGGACUGUCCCGAAAAAGAGAGUCCGUCGAUGCUCAGCAGGAAGAAGAGCCUCCGAAGAGAACCUGUCUGUAGUUUCUUUCUCAUACUGUGAAUGGAGGCACCGCUCCUUUUUUCACUUGUUGGUCAACUUAAAUCUUUUAAGUUGCGCUUCUGUUAUCACCCAAUUUGUUUCUGGGCUCAUGAAUGCAAUGUGUGUAUAUGUGUAUGUGCCUUACUUGUUCUAUUUUAUUAAAUGUGCUGAUGUAU